Messenger RNA from Spea bombifrons (plains spadefoot toad), 865 nucleotides. RefSeq names its product polysaccharide biosynthesis domain containing 1 (gene PBDC1). The coding region runs from base 65 to 598 and encodes 177 amino acids. Gene Ontology annotation, cellular component: cytoplasm. The transcript is spliced from 6 exons. The record is from RefSeq and is a predicted model, not a curated record. NCBI's taxonomy places the organism in Eukaryota, Metazoa, Chordata, Amphibia, Anura, Pelobatidae.
AAAGAUGGCGGAGCAGGAUUCAUUGGCUCAAGAAGUCAUAGGAUUUUCAUAGGUGGGAGGUCAGAUGUCAAAGGUGAACACAAUGGCGGCGCCUGGUGAAGCGAUGGGAGGCCUGGGGUCCCUGGGGGCCGCCGAAGCUCUAUCCGUGGCUCAAGCGUUGUCCUUACCGGCGGAGGCUUACGGAAAUGAUCCCAAUGUGGAGAUGAUUUGGGCAAUGAAGGCCUAUCAACACGCAGAGGUAUAUUUUAAUCUGAUCUCCUCGGUGGAUCCCCGUAUCCUAAAGCUGACCAAGACGGAUGACCUGAUUUACAAAACGUUUAGAGAAGACUUUCCAGACCUUCGUAUCGACAAGAUAGACGCGGAGGAGCUGAAGUCUGCAGAAGCCAAAGAGAGAUGGCGACCCUUUUGCAUGAAGUUUGAGAAGCUGGUAGAGGACUUUAACUACGGGACCUUGUUGAGACUGGACAGCAGCUGCGACUAUACAGAGGAGAACACCAUCUUCUCGACCCGAAUCCAGUUUUUUGCUAUUGAAAUCGCACGGAACCGGGAAGGAUGUAACGAUAAAGUCUUUCAGCGCAGAGCCGCAGAGGGCAAAUAAUGAAAGUGGAAGCCGGAUAACCCAACGGAUGGAGACAAACGGGGUCAUGCAGGGUGGCAGCUUAAAAAACGCUUGGGAACGGUGAUGGCUUCCUGCUAACGGCGAAUCCGCGGUGGUGUCCCCCUCAUCUCCUUCUAUGCCUCACUUACAAGCUUUUAACAAUUUGCAGCCGCGAUGGCGGCAGAAUCACAAAGCCGCUUAUGGACUUAUUCAGAGAGCCCUCUAAAGUAUUUGUUUUCAAUAAAACACGCCUUUAGUGGUAGGGCC